CACCGAUCACAACUUCCGGGUAUUUUGAUUAGCUAACUUUUAAAGUUUAAUAGUUUACUUCCUAAUUAUGUGCUAGCACAUUGAAGAUACACGAGUUUGGAUGAGUCAGUGCGAUUUGGAGGAAGCUCUUAGCAGUUAGUUGCCUGCCCCACCCCCAGCAGCACCAUGUUGCAGCAGAUACUGACGGACAUGUACAUCGAGCCAGAGCUGCUGGCAGAGCUCUCCGAUGAACAGAAACAGAUUCUCUUCCUGAAAAUGAGAGAGGAGCAAAUCAGGCGAUGGAAAGAAAGGGAAGAAAAACUGGAGCAAGAAGACAGGAAGAAACCUAAAAAACCAAGGAAACCAGGAGGGAAGAAGGUUGAUUUCCUGCUGGGUCGGGAUGGUAACGAGUGGGUGUGGGUGAUGGGAGAGCAUGAGAACGACCGCAGCAUUGAUCAAAUCCUGGAGGAGGAGGCGCAGAGGAAGGCUGCCGAGCAGGCACGCAGGGAGGCUGAACUUCUCAGACUGAAAGAAGAAGCUGAGAUCAAACAGAAAAUGGAAGAAGAGCGACAGAGACUGGAGAAGGAAAGGGAGGCAGAAAUAAGGCGUCUGGAGGAGGAAGCCCUGUACCAGUCCAUCAAGGAGGCGCGUUUGGCUGCACAGAGAGCCGAGGAGGAGCAAAGGAAACGUGAGCAGGAGGAGGCACUGAGGAUGAAACAGCUCCAGGAGGAAGCAGCAGUAGAAAGGCGAAUGUCUUUGAGCAAGAUCCAAGAUGCGGAGAAGCGUCGUUCCAACGAGAUCUACAUCCGCUGGAAGGAGAUGAGACGACAGCUUGACCAGGUUGCCGAGGAGACGAGUCAUGAGGUGGAUAAAAACUGGCGCGAGUCAGAGAGGAAGGCUAAGGAAGCUGAGCAGGAGAUGAAGCUGAUAGCUCAGAGGGCGAGAGAGGAGAACAGACAGUCCCUGACACGGGUAUCCCAGCUCAUUGUGAACGCAAACAGACUGACGCUCGGGGAAAAACCACCUCUACCACCCAAGACAAGUGCAGUGAUUGAUAAAAAUCGUCAAUUGAGGGAGGAGCGUCGUAAAAGCCGGCCUGCGCGGCCACCAAACCGUGACGCAGUUGUAGACUGGUUUCACUUGGAAGAGAAGAGUCGUAAAUCUGUGAUUGAUGCAAAAUCAGGGAGAGCUGAAGAAUGGUUUCAUGGAGUCAUUUCUAGAAUGGAUGCUGAGAAGUUAUUGCUUGACAAACCGAAAGGCUCCUUCUUGUUGCGAGUCAGUGAGAAGGUCUGGGGCUACACUAUAUCUUAUCGAGCGGCUGAUCGCUGUAAACAUUUCUUGAUCGACGCUACGGAGGAUAACUACCAUUUCUUUGGGCCAAAUCAGCUUUCACAUAACAGUAUUACAGAUCUUGUACAGUACCAUAAGACCAAUCCUAUCACACUGGCAGGCAGGGAGCUGUUGAUAUCCUCGUGUGGCCAGAACUGUGAUCCACCCGACUACUGGGACCUGUUCCAUAGUGGCCGUACAGAGAGCACAUUCUUAUAACAACACUGUAACCUAGCAACCAUCACCUAGCAGCCCUCAAAUAGCAACCAUUGCAUGUCAACUGCAACCUGCAUCUAUCAACUCUUGUCAAGCAAUUUUCACCGCAAAUGCAGAAGUUACCAUUGCUCUUGACAUCAAGUAAACAUCGCCCAGUGGCCAUCGUCUACGAACUGUCCAUGGCAGCAGUAUCAUCUGACAACCAUCACUUAACACAUAUCACCACGCAACCAUCAUCUAGCAAUCGUCACAAUAAAAUCACCCAUCCAUCUUCACCAUCUCAUUGCAAUCAUCAUCCAGAAACCAUCAGCUACUAACCAUCAUGUAGCAAUCUUCCCCUAUCAACCAUUUUGUAACAACCAUCUCCUGGCAACAGUCAUCUACCAGCCAUCAUGUAGCAACCGUCACAGAGCGAUGAUCAACUAAACAUUUUCCCCAUGCAACCCGAUUCUAUCAACCAUCCUGCAGCAAUCUUCGCGUUGCAAACAUCAACGUUCAGCUUGAAUCCUAACAUAACAACCUUUGCCUAGCAAUUAUAAUCAAGGUUUUUCCAUCGCCUGGCAACCUUCACCUAGCAACAGUAAGCAGCAAUCUACUAGCAAACAUCACCAAGCGACUGUGAUUAGCUUUGAAAACACUGCCGAAAUGCCUUCAUAGUAUUUUUGGAAUGGUGUAGCAUUUUGUAUUUAUAUGGUUUUGAAAGGGUAGUUUUAAGAAAGUUUUUUUGUUUAUUUAAGUUGUAUGAAAUCUGGUUCAUGAUGGUAUUUUGCUAAGUUUUUUUUCAAUCAUUUUCCAUCACACAAGUUGGUGAAAUCCAGGUGAAAGAUUUUUUCUUUAUGAAAAUAACAUUUUUCAUGUAAUGGAAGGAUCAUAAUAUUGUUAUUACAAUAAUCCAGUUUUAAAAAAUGGCAUAUUAUGUGCAUACCUGCGGCUGGUGGCUGGCAGCAUCCAUAGAAUGAUGUCCGCUAAAUAAAACAAAAAGUGUAAAUGAUCAUCAUGAUACUUGGUGAUCUUUUUUGUGGGCAUAAUAUCUGGACCAAGUUUCAUAACAAGCCAGAUUGCUUGAAGUACUUCUGUAGUAUGGUCCUUGCAUUAUAAAAAAAGAAAAUGAAGAAAAUAAUUUACUUUGUCCACUCUCUAACUCAAAUAAUUAAAAUAGGAUCAUCACAAAACUUUAUGAUUAUGGUAUGUUUUUAGGCAUAAUAAAGUUUGAUAACCAGCCCAAUUUUUUGAAGCACUUCUGUAUUAUGGUCUAGGAAUUAUUAAAAAAAUGGAAAAGUAAACCUUGUCCACUCUCUUACUCAAACAGUUGAUAUAGUUUUAUCAUGAAACUUUAAGAUCAUGUUUGUGGGCAUGAUAUCUUGACCAAGGGAGAUAACCAGCUAGCUCACCCGGAGCACUCCUGAAUUAUAGCCCUUGAAUGAUAUAAAAUUUGCUAAAUUUAAGUAUUCCUUCCACUUACAUGUGAAUUGUUUUACUCGUGAUAUUUCAUCAACAUGAUCAAUUUAUCCCAAUCAUUAAACAGGGGUAUUUUGUGACAGGUUUACUAAGUUGUUAGUGAAUGUUUAUGGCAAGGUUGUUGACAAUCAAAAUUGAUGAUGAUGUGUUUUCUUACUGUGUACUUUUAUAAUCUUUUGUCUAUUGGGUACAUUUAGGGAGUAGAGAGCUAAUUAAGCUUAGCAUUUUUUGUUUGUUCUGCACAUAACACAAUUGUUUUAUGUAAAGGAUAUACAAUAGGCAGUUUUCUUAUAUUGAACGUGUAUUGCUGGUACUGCAAACGUUUAUGAUGCAGCAAUGUGUUUUAAUUAUGUUAAAAAUACUAUGGAAGAUAAUAAUAUCAGGUUCUUAUACAUUUGUAAUUUUAUAAGAGUAAUAUCAAGAUUUUUUUGUUGGUUCUUAUAUUGUGUAUUUAAAACUGUCUAUUUACAUUUUUAGACGAAUUUGAGAGGAUUUUUUUAAUUAAUUGUUAUUUUAUGUUUUUGCUUACCUGAAAAUUCUUAUCAAGUAUUUCACUCUUUUACUGUCAUUUACUGCUCGACUAUUUUAUAAAUGAAAUAUAUAUAGUGGAGCUAUCCUACUCACCCCGGCGUCGGCGUGAGCGUCUGCGUUAGCGUGCAAAUGUUAAAGUUUUCGUACUACCCCAAAUAUUUUCUUUGUCCCUUGACAUAUUGCUUUCAUAUUUUGCAUACUUGUUUACCAACAUGAUCCCAACCUAUAAACAACAGCAGACAACUCUAUCAAGCAUUUUGUCAUAAUUAUGGCCCCUUUUGCGCUUAGAAUAUGCAGCAAAUGUUAAAGUUCUCGUACUACCCCAUUUAUUUUCAUUGUCCCUUGUCAUAUUGCUUUCAUACUUUGCAUACUUGUUAACGAACAUCACCCCAAAAUUAUAAACAAGAGCAGACAACUCUAUCAAGCAUUUUGUCUUAAUUAUUGCCCCUUUUAUACUUAGAAUAUGCAUAUUAUUGAUGAAUCUAUGUUAAAGUUUGCGUACUACCCCAAAUAUUUUCUAUAUCUGACAUAUUGCUUUUAUAUGUUGCAUACCUGUUUACCAACAUGACCCCAACCUAUAAACAAGAGCAGACAACUCUAUCAAGCAUUUUGUCAUAAUUAUGGCCCCUUUUACACUUCCAUAGUUGAACAAAAUGCCAUAACUUCUUUAUUUAUGAUCACAUUUUAUUAUUACUUUGACAAAACAACACUUACCUGAAUACCACAAUGGAUUCCACCCAAACAAUACCCCACGCCCCUACCCAGAAUCCCUU
Messenger RNA from Dreissena polymorpha, 4286 nucleotides. RefSeq names its product SH2 domain-containing protein 4A-like. The transcript has 11 exons. The record is from RefSeq and is a predicted model, not a curated record. Gene Ontology annotation, cellular component: cytoplasm. NCBI's taxonomy places the organism in Eukaryota, Metazoa, Mollusca, Bivalvia, Myida, Dreissenidae. The coding region runs from base 166 to 1527 and encodes 453 amino acids.